UUUGACACAUUGUUUGACUUUGUUUUUCGAAUCAAUGCUUUAUACUGGAUUUUCGUAAUUUGUUAUUUAAAAAUAACUCAAUAAUUGUAUGUAUCGAUGCAAAUGUACUUAUUGUACUAUUUUUUAUGAAUCUUCGAAAUGGAAGAUCAGUUUCCGAUACUGUGUUCCUCAAAACCUUUAAAGCCAGAAUUUGUAAAAUUCCAAAGAAUCGCAAUUACCUCUGAAGAUUUCAAACUUGGUCGUGGUCUUCAAAACUCAGUCGUUAUACCGUUCGUUUGUCUGUCUAGAGAUCAUUGUGUAUUUAAGAAAAUAGACGAUAACUGGAUAUUAGAAGAUUGCAGUUCCUUUGGCAUUGAAGUAAAUGGAAACAAACUAGGCAAAGGCCAAAAGCGCAAACUAAACAAUCAGGAUGUAAUAAAGCUAGAAUCUUCCAAUGAAUUUGUGUACAAAUUCGUGAGUACAAGUGAACAGUCGACGCCAUGUAAGAGAAGAAAACUAGAGGUGGAUGAGAACCAUGAUUUUAUUGAUAAUGUCAAAAAGAAAUUUGAGGAAUCGCAGAGUUGUGAAAUACAGCAUAUUGAGGAGAAAAUCCAGAAUGCGAAACACAUGCAGACAACUAGUAAGAGAUUAAAAGAGCAGUUACAGUUAGAUUUGAGUAGAAAAGAGCAGCAACUGCAUGAUGAUUAUGCGGCUCAGAUAAAGAAAUUGAAAGGACAGCAUGAUGAGGUGGAGCAGCAGAAGGCGCUGCUCAUUGAGGAGAGGGACCUACAGUUGGCGGCCGUUAAAGUGGAAAUGGAGGGGAAAAUAGCAUCCCUAAUGGAGCAAAUAUCCAAGCAUAAUGAAACCGAGUCAGAACUGAUUCAAGAAAAUAAUGCUCUCAAAGAUAAAUUAUUGAAAGAGAGGGACGAGUUCCUAUCCGAGCUGAACCGAGAGAGUUCCUCCAAGCAAGAGAUGCUGGAUAAGUUAGAAGCCAGGAUACGGGAGCAGGAAGAAGUGCGGCUGAAAGAAAAGAAGGAGUUGGAGGAGACGUUGCGGAGAGAGACUGAACAACUUAGACUUGCUAAAGAAAAGGAACUAAAAGAAUUAGAAGAACAAAAACUAAUCAGAGAAAAAGAGUUACAAGAAGAAUUAAAUAAUAUAAAGAAUAAUCUCGCAAAACAGAUAGAGUUACAUGAAAAUGAGAAGCGGAAAGCGGAACAACUCCUCAUACAGCAGAAGGAGCAGCUCCAGAAACUCAGUGAUGAGGAGAAAUCAAAGAUUAAACAACUAAUAGAGGAGCGUGCGGAAAUCGAAAAGAAACUUGCUGUGGCUGAAGCCGAUGCCGGCAAGUCCAUACAGACAUUAGAGGAACAUGUAAAGAAACGUGAGAUAGAACUAUCAGCGUUAGCGGCCGACCGGAUCCAGCAGCAAGCAGAGCAGUCCAGCGAGGUCAUCAGCUCCCUGCAGGCGCAGCUGGAGAAGGUGCGACACCAGCUACAAUCAGUAGAAACCGAAAAGAAGUCCCUCCUCGAGAGCCUAACAGUGACCUGCGUGGGCGAGGGCUCCAAAAGUGCCGACGUGGAAGACAUCAUAGAAACAGAGCUGCAGUGCAGCAUCUGUUCUGAGCUCUUCAUCAACGCCAUGACCCUGGGCUGCUCGCACAGCUUCUGCAAGUACUGCAUCGACAAGUGGAAGAAGAACAAACGAGAAUGCCCCAUAUGCAGGACAGUCAUAACAUCUGAGUGCAAGAGCAUAGUACUGGACUCGCUAAUCGAGCGAAUGAUGCAAACAUCGGAGGAGACCAAACAGAAACGCCAAGAGAUCCUCAACGCGAGAGCAGAGCUGGCGGCUAAGGAGGCGACCACUUCCUACGCCGGGACCACUCGCGGAGGUAAUUCAGAUGACGACUCCUCAACCGCCAGCGAGAGCGACAACGACGGGGAGGGCUCGUGGCCGGAGGAGGACGACUACGAGAACUACGACGACGAAUAUGACUGGGGCCCCGCCGACGACUACGAACACCCCCUCGACGUAUUCUUCGGGCGCGGCGGGCGCUUCUUCCGCGACUACCGCGGCCACUACUCGUCCAGCUCCGAUUCCGACAGUGGAUCUGACUUGGAUCCCGACGCCGCCGCCGCCGACGCGGGAGCUGCGCGCGGUGCGGCUGCCGGCGACGGUGCCGCGGGGGGGGAUGGUGCUGCGGGGGGUGGCGGUGGCGCCGCCGCCGCCGGCGGUGCCGCUGGAGGCGGCGCUGCGGGCGUACUUCCAGCGCCCGCAGGGGGCGCCGGUGCCGCAGGUGGUCCACGUGGUCAGGAUGGCGAACGGGCAGCUGGUGCGAAUGGCCGGCGGCGGCGCCGCUACGUCCCGGGGCUCCCGGGCGCCUACUACGGCGGCUACGGGCGCUGCUUCCGCUGCCGCGCCCGCGGCCACUGGGCGCCCGGCUGCCCCGACCGGUAACGCGCCGCACCCACGACCAACACAGAACCACUACUGAGUUACGAACUAUAGUUUCUGAAGCUCACGUUUGCGAACGGGCUUUAAGAAUUUCAUAUAUGCAGCCUCGGAACUAAAUUGGGAACGAUGGUUUCUGAUAACUCACGUUUGCGAACGAACUGCGGUUUCGAACUUGCGAAGCGUAAUUCUUUUUGGCAUAAUGUUAACGUAUGCCGUGCAGAUUGCGCCGCUUCUCCGUUUUGUGGUAGUCAUUCCCACCGAGUUAUUCCCACAAAUUCACUCACGUUUCACUGCAGAUUUUUUUUUUAUAUUUCCAGUACAGUUGGUGGUUAACGAGUGGGAGUAACCCUAUUUAUGUGAUACUUCUUAAAACAACAUAACAAAGUAGGUGUUAAAACUGUUAAACCUAAAUCAAAAAGUGUGCCAUAAAAUUAGCACUAGCAUCACUAGAUAGCGUUUCAGAAUACUGUAUUCUAAUGGCUGGGAGGGACGGACUCUGAACUCUGAACCCUCGGGCGGUUGAACUGCCGGUUUUAGUCUACGCCCCUUUGUCACCUAAAAUGACAGAUAGGGACAAGAUAUUAUCAACAAUUUGUUAGAUGUGACAAACGUUUAUGAAUAAUGCCAUCAGCAAAUAAAAUGUAUUUAUAACCUGGGCAAGUCCUUGAAUAGUAACUAAAAAUGUGACGUUAUCUAUGAAAAGGGAUCUUAUUGUCGACGGCGCUUACGCUAUUAUUAACGAUGCUCCGAUAUAAAUACAAUGCCGCGCGACGCUGUGCGGCGUAAGCGCUAUCGACAAUAAGGUCCUUUUUCAUAGAUAAUGCCCCAAAUAGAGACUACAUGUGAAAUGUAUUUUCUUGUAAAUUUUAACAAACUUGUAUGGUGAUAUGAUGUCUUGAAGUUAAAACUAUUUGAACAUUUUUUUUUUCAUUUAUUUAGAGAGGUUUAACAAUUCAGAUAAAAAGUUAUGCGAUGAUGAAAAACAGCAAAUUUUUCAAUGAUUGUUGCCUUCAAAGAAUUAAAGUGUUGAUAGAUUGAAACUGAUCACUCUCACUUAUUUCGGUGUUUGCGUAGACCUUUUAUCUAAACUGUUAAAUACGUCCCUAAAACAUGUAGAUGAGAGAGCGCAUCUAAAGUUAAUAAUGACUGUGAUAUUAUGAUUCUAAUAACGAUUUUCUAAUCUGUAUGCCAGACCCGUUGGAAAUCGUUUUCUUUUGUACUUGUAUUUUCAAGAUAAACUAAAUCUGAACUAUACAAGAGUAACGUAAAUUCUUUGAGUGGUUGAAAAUUAUAACUAAUCAUUAUAUUAUAUCGGCACUACUUUGAAAAAAAGUCGUAUAUAAUGUUGUAAGUAUGUAUGGGAUGCAUACAGAUUUACUGCGUUUUUAACUUUGAGUAGCUGUGUCAAAGUAGUGCCUCUUGAAGGCCUAGGUGAAAAUGCUCGAUGACACGCGUCACCAGCGAUGUUACAUGUGAGAUGAGUUCAUUUCAUAGUCAUGGAGUCAAGAUAUGUCAGACGAAAUAUCGCUCGACUUAUGAUACACAUUGGAGACACACAAAUUUCGCUCAAUGUUGCCAGACAUCUCGAGCGAAGUCCGGCAACGUGGCGCAAUUAAACCGACGAGCUGACGUCGCUGACGACAUGUGUCAAUAAUUCAUUAUAAAGCGGUACUAUAUAUAACCACUAACAAUAAAUCAAGAGUGAGAUGAGACUAAGUGAUAAUUGUAUGAUUCUUAUCAGUGUCCUCUAAGAUUAUUAUAAUGUUGAUAAAAAUGGUGAAUCUUUGAUGUUUGAAUAUUUGUUAAUCAUUAUAAAAAUGUGUCAUGUCAACAUCAUCAGAUAUGUUACAAAAGAUAAGACGUUAAUUGUUUAAUUUAAAGUUAUUUUAAUAAUUCUGAUUAAAAGAAUAAAGAACUAUUUUUAA
Molecule: messenger RNA, 4358 nt
Organism: Cydia fagiglandana
Lineage: Eukaryota; Metazoa; Arthropoda; Insecta; Lepidoptera; Tortricidae
Product: E3 ubiquitin-protein ligase RNF8-like
Exons: 12
Coding region: 139-2436 (765 amino acids)
Biological process (GO): protein monoubiquitination; DNA damage tolerance
Cellular component (GO): Rad6-Rad18 complex; nucleus
Molecular function (GO): single-stranded DNA binding; ubiquitin protein ligase activity; protein binding
Source: RefSeq, a predicted model, not a curated record